AUGAAUAAGACCUUCAAUAUCAUCAGUCCCCAUUUCGCGGAAUUCACCAAAAACGACUUUGACAUUUGGUUCCAUGUGAAACUGGUUCCUGUCCUUGCAAGCUUCACUCCAGCAAUGCUCCAAAAUGCAACCACAAACAUCAACUGCACCAACUACCGUGUCAUUGUGAGUGGGAUGGCUAAAGUUUUCUCGGCAAUUCCAUCGGACAGACGAAAAGGAAUCACAGAUGUUCUGCUGCGCUACCUGAGAAAAUCUGGCAGUGUCAUCGACAAGCCAGUUUGCAGGCAGAACAAUGAGAGCGAUGGCCAAUGGGUUGAGGCAAAUCUGGGUCCAUUUGUCCAAUACACAGCAUACACUGACCUCAACGACUUCAACAUUUCUACAGCUGGAUUGUUGACAGCGCUCAGUCCUACUCAGGUGGCACAACUGAUACUGAACUCGGGAGCCCUGAAUACCACAGAUUUCAUUGAUCGUGUGUUUGAGCGACUGGAAAAGGGCAACGCUCUGAAAAAUGUGGAUGAAUUCCUGACACAGCUGACAGCCAAUGGACAGAGCCCAGAAUUCCAGCCUGUUGUGAGAGAUCGUGUAAUGAAUAAGACCUUCACUAUCAUCAGUCCUCAUUUCGCGGAAUUCACCAAAAACGACUUUGACAUUUGGUUCCAUGUGAAACUGGUUCCUGUCCUUGCAAGCUUCACUCCAGCAAUGCUCCAAAAUGCAACCACAAACAUCAACUGCACCAACUACCGUGUCAUUGUGAGUGGGAUGGCUAAAGUUUUCUCGGCAAUUCCAUCGGACAGACGACAAGGAAUCACAGAUGUUCUGCUGGGCUACCUGAGAAAAUCUGGCAGUGUCAUCGACAAGCCAGUUUGCAGGCAGAACAAUGAGAGCGAUGGCCAAUGGGUUGAGGCAAAUCUGGGUCCAUUUGUCCAAUACACAGCAUACACUGACCUCAACGACUUCAACAUUUCUACAGCUGGAUUGUUGUCAGCGCUCAGUCCUAAUCAGGUGGCACAGCUGAUAUUGUCUUCUGGAGCCUUGAAUGACACAGAUUUCAUUGAUCAUGUGUUUGAGCGACUGGACAAAGGCAACGCUCUGAAAAAUGUGGAUGAAUUCCUGACACAGCUGACAGCCAAUGGACAGAGCCCAGAAUUCCAGCCUGUUGUGAGAGAUCGUGUAAUGAAUAAGACCUUCACUAUCAUCAGUCCUCAUUUCAUGGAAUUCACCAAAAACGACUUUGACAUUUGGUUCCAUGUGAAACUGGUUCCUGUCCUUGCAAGCUUCACUCCAGCAAUGCUCCAAAAUGCAACCACAAACAUCAACUGCACCAACUACCGUGUCAUUGUGAGUGGGAUGGCUAAAGUUUUCUCGGCAAUUCCAUCGGACAGACGACAAGGAAUCACAGAUGUUCUGCUGGGCUACCUGAGAAAAUCUGGCAGUGUCAUCGACAAGCCAGUUUGCAGGCAGAACAAUGAGAGCGAUGGCCAAUGGGUUGAGGCAAAUCUGGGUCCAUUUGUCCAAUACACAGCAUACACUGACCUCAACGACUUCAACAUUUCUACAGCUGGAUUGUUGUCAGCGCUCAGUCCUAAUCAGGUGGCACAGCUGAUAUUGUCCUCUGGAGCCUUGAAUGACACAGAUUUCAUUGAUCGUGUGUUUGAGCGACUGGACAAAGGCAACGCUCUGAAAAAUGUGGAUGAAUUCCUGACACAGCUGACAGCCAAUGGACAGAGCCCAGAAUUCCAGCCUGUUGUGAGAGAUCGUGUAAUGAAUAAGACCUUCACUAUCAUCAGUCCUCAUUUCGCGGAAUUCACCAAAAACGACUUUGACAUUUGGUUCCAUGUGAAACUGGUUCCUGUCCUUGCAAGCUUCACUCCAGCAAUGCUCCAAAAUGCAACCACAAACAUCAACUGCACCAACUACCGUGUCAUUGUGAGUGGGAUGGCUAAAGUUUUCUCGGCAAUUCCAUCGGACAGACGACAAGGAAUCACAGAUGUUCUGCUGGGCUACCUGAGAAAAUCUGGCAGUGUCAUCGACAAGCCAGUUUGCAGGCAGAACAAUGAGAGCGAUGGCCAAUGGGUUGAGGCAAAUCUGGGUCCAUUUGUCCAAUACACAGCAUACACUGACCUCAACGACUUCAACAUUUCUACAGCUGGAUUGUUGUCAGCGCUCAGUCCUAAUCAGGUGGCACAGCUGAUAUUGUCCUCUGGAGCCUUGAAUGACACAGAUUUCAUUGAUCGUGUGUUUGAGCGACUGGACAAAGGCAACGCUCUGAAAAAUGUGGAUGAAUUCCUGACACAGCUGACAGCCAAUGGACAGAGCCCAGAAUUCCAGCCUGUUGUGAGAGAUCGUGUAAUGAAUAAGACCUUCACUAUCAUCAGUCCUCAUUUCAUGGAUUUCACCAAAAACGACUUUGACAUUUGGUUCCAUGUGAAACUGGUUCCUGUCCUUGCAAGCUUCACUCCAGCAAUGCUCCAAAAUGCAACCACAAACAUCAACUGCACCAACUACCGUGUCAUUGUGAGUGGGAUGGCUAAAGUUUUCUCGGCAAUUCCAUCGGACAGACGACAAGGAAUCACAGAUGUUCUGCUGGGCUACCUGAGAAAAUCUGGCAGUGUCAUCGACAAGCCAGUUUGCAGGCAGAACAAUGAGAGCGAUGGCCAAUGGGUUGAGGCAAAUCUGGGUCCAUUUGUCCAAUACACAGCAUACACUGACCUCAACGACUUCAACAUUUCUACAGCUGGAUUGUUGUCAGCGCUCAGUCCUAAUCAGGUGGCACAGCUGAUAUUGUCCUCUGGAGCCUUGAAUGACACAGAUUUCAUUGAUCGUGUGUUUGAGCGACUGGACAAAGGCAACGCUCUGAAAAAUGUGGAUGAAUUCCUGACACAGCUGACAGCCAAUGGACAGAGCCCAGAAUUCCAGCCUGUUGUGAGAGAUCGUGUAAUGAAUAAGACCUUCACUAUCAUCAGUCCCCAUUUCACGGAAUUCACCAAAAACGACUUUGACAUUUGGUUCCAUGUGAAACUGGUUCCUGUCCUUGCAAGCUUCACUCCAGCAAUGCUCCAAAAUGCAACCACAAACAUCAACUGCACCAACUACCGUGUCAUUGUGAGUGGGAUGGCUAAAGUUUUCUCGGCAAUUCCAUCGGACAGACGACAAGGAAUCACAGAUGUUCUGCUGGGCUACCUGAGAAAAUCUGGCAGUGUCAUCGACAAGCCAGUUUGCAGGCAGAACAAUGAGAGCGAUGGCCAAUGGGUUGAGGCAAAUCUGGGUCCAUUUGUCCAAUACACAGCAUACACUGACCUCAACGACUUCAACAUUUCUACAGCUGGAUUGUUGUCAGCGCUCAGUCCUAAUCAGGUGGCACAGCUGAUAUUGUCCUCUGGAGCCUUGAAUGACACAGAUUUCAUUGAUCGUGUGUUUGAGCGACUGGACAAAGGCAACGCUCUGAAAAAUGUGGAUGAAUUCCUGACACAGCUGACAGCCAAUGGACAGAGCCCAGAAUUCCAGCCUGUUGUGAGAGAUCGUGUAAUGAAUAAGACCUUCACUAUCAUCAGUCCUCAUUUCACGGAAUUCACCAAAAACGACUUUGACAUUUGGUUCCAUGUGAAACUGGUUCCUGUCCUUGCAAGCUUCACUCCAGCAAUGCUCCAAAAUGCAACCACAAACAUCAACUGCACCAACUACCGUGUCAUUGUGAGUGGGAUGGCUAAAGUUUUCUCGGCAAUUCCAUCGGACAGACGACAAGGAAUCACAGAUGUUCUGCUGGGCUACCUGAGAAAAUCUGGCAGUGUCAUCGACAAGCCAGUUUGCAGGCAGAACAAUGAGAGCGAUGGCCAAUGGGUUGAGGCAAAUCUGGGUCCAUUUGUCCAAUACACAGCAUACACUGACCUCAACGACUUCAACAUUUCUACAGCUGGAUUGUUGUCAGCGCUCAGUCCUAAUCAGGUGGCACAGCUGAUAUUGUCCUCUGGAGCCUUGAAUGACACAGAUUUCAUUGAUCGUGUGUUUGAGCGACUGGACAAAGGCAACGCUCUGAAAAAUGUGGAUGAAUUCCUGACACAGCUGACAGCCAAUGGACAGAGCCCAGAAUUCCAGCCUGUUGUGAGAGAUCGUGUAAUGAAUAAGACCUUCACUAUCAUCAGUCCUCAUUUCGCGGAAUUCACCAAAAACGACUUUGACAUUUGGUUCCAUGUGAAACUGGUUCCUGUCCUUGCAAGCUUCACUCCAGCAAUGCUCCAAAAUGCAACCACAAACAUCAACUGCACCAACUACCGUGUCAUUGUGAGUGGGAUGGCUAAAGUUUUCUCGGCAAUUCCAUCGGACAGACGACAAGGAAUCACAGAUGUUCUGCUGGGCUACCUGAGAAAAUCUGGCAGUGUCAUCGACAAGCCAGUUUGCAGGCAGAACAAUGAGAGCGAUGGCCAAUGGGUUGAGGCAAAUCUGGGUCCAUUUGUCCAAUACACAGCAUACACUGACCUCAACGACUUCAACAUUUCUACAGCUGGAUUGUUGUCAGCGCUCAGUCCUAAUCAGGUGGCACAGCUGAUAUUGUCCUCUGGAGCCUUGAAUGACACAGAUUUCAUUGAUCGUGUGUUUGAGCGACUGGACAAAGGCAACGCUCUGAAAAAUGUGGAUGAAUUCCUGACACAGCUGACAGCCAAUGGACAGAGCCCAGAAUUCCAGCCUGUUGUGAGAGAUCGUGUAAUGAAUAAGACCUUCACUAUCAUCAGUCCCCAUUUCACGGAAUUCACCAAAAACGACUUUGACAUUUGGUUCCAUGUGAAAAUGGUUCCUGUCCUUGCAAGCUUCACUCCAGCAAUGCUCCAAAAUGCAACCACAAACAUCAACUGCACCAACUACCGUGUCAUUGUGAGUGGGAUGGCUAAAGUUUUCUCGGCAAUUCCAUCGGACAGACGACAAGGAAUCACAGAUGUUCUGCUGGGCUACCUGAGAAAAUCUGGCAGUGUCAUCGACAAGCCAGUUUGCAGGCAGAACAAUGAGAGCGAUGGCCAAUGGGUUGAGGCAAAUCUGGGUCCAUUUGUCCAAUACACAGCAUACACUGACCUCAACGACUUCAACAUUUCUACAGCUGGAUUGUUGUCAGCGCUCAGUCCUAAUCAGGUGGCACAGCUGAUAUUGUCCUCUGGAGCCUUGAAUGACACAGAUUUCAUUGAUCGUGUGUUUGAGCGACUGGACAAAGGCAACGCUCUGAAAAAUGUGGAUGAAUUCCUGACACAGCUGACAGCCAAUGGACAGAGCCCAGAAUUCCAGCCUGUUGUGAGAGAUCGUGUAAUGAAUAAGACCUUCACUAUCAUCAGUCCCCAUUUCACGGAAUUCACCAAAAACGACUUUGACAUUUGGUUCCAUGUGAAACUGGUUCCUGUCCUUGCAAGCUUCACUCCAGCAAUGCUCCAAAAUGCAACCACAAACAUCAACUGCACCAACUACCGUGUCAUUGUGAGUGGGAUGGCUAAAGUUUUCUCGGCAAUUCCAUCGGACAGACGACAAGGAAUCACAGAUGUUCUGCUGGGCUACCUGAGAAAAUCUGGCAGUGUCAUCGACAAGCCAGUUUGCAGGCAGAACAAUGAGAGCGAUGGCCAAUGGGUUGAGGCAAAUCUGGGUCCAUUUGUCCAAUACACAGCAUACACUGACCUCAACGACUUCAACAUUUCUACAGCUGGAUUGUUGUCAGCGCUCAGUCCUAAUCAGGUGGCACAGCUGAUAUUGUCUUCUGGAGCCUUGAAUGACACAGAUUUCAUUGAUCGUGUGUUUGAGCGACUGGACAAAGGCAACGCUCUGAAAAAUGUGGAUGAAUUCCUGACACAGCUGACAGCCAAUGGACAGAGCCCAGAAUUCCAGCCUGUUGUGAGAGAUCGUGUAAUGAAUAAGACCUUCACUAUCAUCACAAUGCUCCAAAAUGCAACCACAAACAUCAACUGCACCAACUACCGUGUCAUUGUGAGUGGGAUGGCUAAAGUUUUCUCGGCAAUUCCAUCGGACAGACGACAAGGAAUCACAGAUGUUCUGCUGGGCUACCUGAGAAAAUCUGGCAGUGUCAUCGACAAGCCAGUUUGCAGGCAGAACAAUGAGAGCGAUGGCCAAUGGGUUGAGGCAAAUCUGGGUCCAUUUGUCCAAUACACAGCAUACACUGACCUCAACGACUUCAACAUUUCUACAGCUGGAUUGUUGUCAGCGCUCAGUCCUAAUCAGGUGGCACAGCUGAUAUUGUCCUCUGGAGCCUUGAAUGACACAGAUUUCAUUGAUCGUGUGUUUGAGCGACUGGACAAAGGCAAUGCUCUGAAAAAUGUGGAUGAAUUCCUGACACAGCUGACAGCCAAUGGACAGAGCCCAGAAUUCCAGCCUGUUGUGAGAGAUCGUGUAAUGAAUAAGACCUUCACUAUCAUCAGUCCCUAUUUCACGGAAUUCACCAAAAACGACUUUGACAUUUGGUUCCAUGUGAAACUGGUUCCUGUCCUUGCAAGCUUCACUCCAGCAAUGCUCCAAAAUGCAACCACAAACAUCAACUGCACCAACUACCGUGUCAUUGUGAGUGGGAUGGCUAAAGUUUUCUCGGCAAUUCCAUCGGACAGACGACAAGGAAUCACAGAUGUUCUGCUGGGCUACCUGAGAAAAUCUGGCAGUGUCAUCGACAAGCCAGUUUGCAGGCAGAACAAUGAGAGCGAUGGCCAAUGGGUUGAGGCAAAUCUGGGUCCAUUUGUCCAAUACACAGCAUACACUGACCUCAACGACUUCAACAUUUCUACAGCUGGAUUGUUGUCAGCGCUCAGUCCUAAUCAGGUGGCACAGCUGAUAUUGUCCUCUGGAGCCUUGAAUGACACAGAUUUCAUUGAUCGUGUGUUUGAGCGACUGGACAAAGGCAACGCUCUGAAAAAUGUGGAUGAAUUCCUGACACAGCUGACAGCCAAUGGACAGAGCCCAGAAUUCCAGCCUGUUGUGAGAGAUCGUGUAAUGAAUAAGACCUUCACUAUCAUCAGUCCCCAUUUCAGGGAAUUCACCAAAAACGACUUUGACAUUUGGUUCCAUGUGAAACUGGUUCCUGUCCUUGCAAGCUUCACUCCAGCAAUGCUCCAAAAUGCAACCACAAACAUCAACUGCACCAACUACCGUGUCAUUGUGAGUGGGAUGGCUAAAGUUUUCUCGGCAAUUCCAUCGGACAGACGACAAGGAAUCACAGAUGUUCUGCUGGGCUACCUGAGAAAAUCUGGCAGUGUCAUCGACAAGCCAGUUUGCAGGCAGAACAAUGAGAGCGAUGGCCAAUGGGUUGAGGCAAAUCUGGGUCCAUUUGUCCAAUACACAGCAUACACUGACCUCAACGACUUCAACAUUUCUACAGCUGGAUUGUUGUCAGCGCUCAGUCCUAAUCAGGUGGCACAGCUGAUAUUGUCCUCUGGAGCCUUGAAUGACACAGAUUUCAUUGAUCGUGUGUUUGAGCGACUGGACAAAGGCAACGCUCUGAAAAAUGUGGAUGAAUUCCUGACACAGCUGACAGCCAAUGGACAGAGCCCAGAAUUCCAGCCUGUUGUGAGAGAUCGUGUAAUGAAUAAGACCUUCACUAUCAUCAGUCCCUAUUUCACGGAAUUCACCAAAAACGACUUUGACAUUUGGUUCCAUGUGAAACUGGUUCCUGUCCUUGCAAGCUUCACUCCAGCAAUGCUCCAAAAUGCAACCACAAACAUCAACUGCACCAACUACCGUGUCAUUGUGAGUGGGAUGGCUAAAGUUUUCUCGGCAAUUCCAUCGGACAGACGACAAGGAAUCACAGAUGUUCUGCUGGGCUACCUGAGAAAAUCUGGCAGUGUCAUCGACAAGCCAGUUUGCAGGCAGAACAAUGAGAGCGAUGGCCAAUGGGUUGAGGCAAAUCUGGGUCCAUUUGUCCAAUACACAGCAUACACUGACCUCAACGACUUCAACAUUUCUACAGCUGGAUUGUUGUCAGCGCUCAGUCCUAAUCAGGUGGCACAGCUGAUAUUGUCCUCUGGAGCCUUGAAUGACACAGAUUUCAUUGAUCGUGUGUUUGAGCGACUGGACAAAGGCAACGCUCUGAAAAAUGUGGAUGAAUUCCUGACACAGCUGACAGCCAAUGGACAGAGCCCAGAAUUCCAGCCUGUUGUGAGAGAUCGUGUAAUGAAUAAGACCUUCACUAUCAUCAGUCCCUAUUUCACGGAAUUCACCAAAAACGACUUUGACAUUUGGUUCCAUGUGAAACUGGUUCCUGUCCUUGCAAGCUUCACUCCAGCAAUGCUCCAAAAUGCAACCACAAACAUCAACUGCACCAACUACCGUGUCAUUGUGAGUGGGAUGGCUAAAGUUUUCUCGGCAAUUCCAUCGGACAGACGACAAGGAAUCACAGAUGUUCUGCUGGGCUACCUGAGAAAAUCUGGCAGUGUCAUCGACAAGCCAGUUUGCAGGCAGAACAAUGAGAGCGAUGGCCAAUGGGUUGAGGCAAAUCUGGGUCCAUUUGUCCAAUACACAGCAUACACUGACCUCAACGACUUCAACAUUUCUACAGCUGGAUUGUUGUCAGCGCUCAGUCCUAAUCAGGUGGCACAGCUGAUAUUGUCCUCUGGAGCCUUGAAUGACACAGAUUUCAUUGAUCGUGUGUUUGAGCGACUGGACAAAGGCAACGCUCUGAAAAAUGUGGAUGAAUUCCUGACACAGCUGACAGCCAAUGGACAGAGCCCAGAAUUCCAGCCUGUUGUGAGAGAUCGUGUAAUGAAUAAGACCUUCAAUAUCAUCAGUCCCCAUUUCGCGGAAUUCACCAAAAACGACUUUGACAUUUGGUUCCAUGUGAAACUGGUUCCUGUCCUUGCAAGCUUCACUCCAGCAAUGCUCCAAAAUGCAACCACAAACAUCAACUGCACCAACUACCGUGUCAUUGUGAGUGGGAUGGCUAAAGUUUUCUCGGCAAUUCCAUCGGACAGACGACAAGGAAUCACAGAUGUUCUGCUGGGCUACCUGAGAAAAUCUGGCAGUGUCAUCGACAAGCCAGUUUGCAGGCAGAACAAUGAGAGCGAUGGCCAAUGGGUUGAGGCAAAUCUGGGUCCAUUUGUCCAAUACACAGCAUACGCUGACCUCAAGGACUUCAACAUUUCUACAGAGGCACUUUUGGACCAUCUCUCACCACAGCAGAAGGCUGAGCUGGUCCUGGAUCCAGACAGCAGAGCUUUAAAUGAUAAGCAACUCAUAAGGGAGGUGUUGACAAGCUUGACUAAGAACAGUGAUUACCAGAAGCUCAAACAGUUUUUUGAGACUUUUGCAAGCAUCAACAAACAGAAAAAUGUCACCCUCAUCAAGAAUCCAGUUGUGCGAGACACCAUCUUGAACCUGACCUUGACCGCCCUAGCUCCUCAGCUUAAUGGCUUUGAGCCAGGAGACUAUCAACUGUGGUUCCAAGUUUAUUUGGUUCCUGUGAUGGCGAGCAUCCUUCCUGGCAGCUUGCGAGUGAUCCCCAGUAACAUCACCUGUGAAUCCUAUGAGGCUGUGUUGCUCAGUACCAGCUUCCUUCGCGUGCAAGGUGACCCCAGUUCAUGUUCAAAACUUCAGCAAAUCCUGUCAGCUGACAAUUCCUCUGCAGCCCUGUGCAAUUUCACCAUCACAGAACAUGCCUGUUCCUCUGCUACGUAUCUCACAUCCAGCAACGUGGUCACACUGCUGAAUUGCUCACUGAAAAACCAAAUGAUAUACCCGGUAGAAGUCUGGAAGCUUUUCUUCCAAAAAGUUUCUGCUGUCCUGGACCAGGCUCUUGAGAUGUUUGCUACCAUGGCCCCCAACAACACCUACCCAACCUUGUCAAAUGCACUUGAGGCUCUUGGAGAGGUGACAAUUGCAAACUUCAACCAGACACAACUCCAGAGUGAGGAGUUCAUCACCAGCUGGUUCAAGACAAAGAUCCGUCCAUUUCUGGCCACGCCAUCCUUCAACUUCCUAUUUUGCCUUAGCUCCAACAACUUCAGCUGCCCAGCAUACCAGAUUAUGUAA
Molecule: messenger RNA, 9999 nt
Organism: Archocentrus centrarchus (flier cichlid)
Lineage: Eukaryota; Metazoa; Chordata; Actinopteri; Cichliformes; Cichlidae
Exons: 71
Coding region: 1-9999 (3332 amino acids)
Source: RefSeq, a predicted model, not a curated record